Molecule: messenger RNA, 936 nt
Organism: Rotaria sp. Silwood1
Lineage: Eukaryota; Metazoa; Rotifera; Eurotatoria; Philodinida; Philodinidae
Source: the annotation of a GenBank genome assembly
AUGCUUAGUGAUGAAUUAGAUUCAAUUGUUCUUGAACAUGAUACUCUACAACAAAUGAUUGCUGAUCACAGCAAUCAAGACAAGAAUCAUCAUUUUCUUCUUACGCAAAUCAACAAAUGGGAACAAGAUUCAAUUAUAAAAAUACAACAAACAGCAGAAGAAACACGACAACAGGUAGAAAAAUUGAUUGAUUCACAUACAGGAAAGAUAUCGAAAGAGUUAUAUGAUCUUUCUGAACGAUUACGAAAAGCUCGAAUUGAUAAUGAUUAUGUUGAAAAUGAUCUUUGUGCAUGGACAACUAUGUUAGAAAAACUAAAACUUGAUCUUACUACUAUUGCUCCUUUGAUUGAUAUUUAUGAAGAUCGAACAAAAAUUCUUGUCACUAAACUACGUAUCUCUGAAACAAAGUCACAUAUAAAACAGAAUGAAAAAUUUGGAGAAUCAAUUGGUAAUGUUCGUAUUGAAGAGAAUGGUUGUGUGGUUAUACAUGUUGGUCCAAGGAGAAGUGAUGCAUUUGUACGUGGAAUAUGUGAAUAUUCAUUGGGUAAACAUAAAAUUCGAUUAUUUGUCAAGAAAGAAACAACAGCAUACUAUUGCUUCUUUGGUAUAAUAUCGAAAACAAAAUCAAUGCCAUACAAGGAAACUGACAUGAAAACAUCAACAUAUGGUUGGCGUAGUGAUGACAAAACAAUCCCUCUUCACGCUGAUUCACGAACUAGUAAAGAUUGUCUGGAUAUGAAAUGUCAAACUAUGUUUGGAAUUGAACUUUUACUUGAUUGCGACAAUGAAAAAAUCAUUUAUGUCAAUCAACAAACCAAAAAUAUGCGAGAAAUAAAAGUUGAUCUCGAAAUAUGUCCAUUUCCUUGGCAAUUGUUAUUUUAUCUACAUGCUGUCGAAGAUUGUAUCCAGCUGAUAUCUACAAGUCAACAAGUAUAA